Messenger RNA from Perca flavescens (yellow perch), 846 nucleotides. RefSeq lists its product as uncharacterized. The record is from RefSeq and is a predicted model, not a curated record. The transcript has 2 exons. NCBI's taxonomy places the organism in Eukaryota, Metazoa, Chordata, Actinopteri, Perciformes, Percidae. Bases 84 to 587 code for a protein of 167 amino acids.
GCUGAGCCUGCAGCUGGGUCAAUUACCCAGCAGCUUCAGCAUAUAAACCCCACCUGUUCUGGAGCUUACACUCAAAGGAAACAAUGGAGGAUGUCAGUAGAGAUAUGAAGAGCUUUGAGUGUUCAUCUCCAUCGGAGCUUGACAGGAAGUUUUUUGGGGAGCGGAGUUUGCUGUCUGCUUUGUUGCUGCAUCAACUGUCGACAUCAAGAGCGUCAAAUGACACGAUGGCUGACGGAUCUGACACCAGGGUGUCUGUGGCUUCUCUCUGCAUGUCAUCGGAGCCCAUUUCUCCCUCCGAGACCUUUUCAAUGAACAACUUAAGCGCUCAAGAGACUGGCAAUUGUCACCUGGCUGUGCCUUUACAGGGAAAGUCCUCCACUCCCCAGGUGCCCCUUCAAAAGCAAAAAAAGCCUGCUUGUUUUGACCAUUCGUACAGUGACCUCACUGCCUCUCAAAUGUCUUGGGAUGUGUCUUUGAUUAAAUCAGAAAACAGCCCCAAACCCGGCAUGGAGUCGAGUGCUCUGGAGGCCACGUGGAGUCCAAAACUCCAGUCUACGCAACAUUCACUAGCUGAAGUUUCUCCUUGACCUAGCUAAGAAGUCCCUCUAAACAAACCUAACCUGGAGAAAAUUCAGAUAAUUGGAAGGAGAAAGGUGUCUCCUGUACAUGAUUUUUAAACCCUGACUGUAAAGGUUACGUGCUUGCUCUAGCAAAAUCUACAAAUCCAUGUUCUAGCUCUUCAUUUUGUUUUUUACAUGAUCCAUGUGUAGAGAACUCUGUAUGCCAUAUUGUUUUCCCCCCAAAGAUUUGAAUAUUUAAAUAAAAGUAAAAACAUAAGUAACUUUA